AUGGACGAAGAGGAAGAGCGGGUGAAAAGCUCCGGUAAUGAAGCUGCUGCAGGCUGGAAUGGUCCGGCGUAUGCUGUGGCAGUGGGGAGGCGAAUGGGCGUCUUCCGAACUAGCCGCGAGGCACUGAAACAAACUCUCCGUUACUCGGGGAAUAGCCUGAAGAAGUUUUCAACCUACGUUGAGGCCGUCGAGUUCUUGGAUCGCCAUAACUGGCGCAAGAUGCCUCAAGAGACUGCGCUCAGCUACGAUGACAUGAAGCUACCGGGAAAAGCUGACCUUAUCGCCUUCUGCCGUGGAAGUAGCGCUCACGACUGUGAAGGUAACGAGGUCGUGCAGUUGAUCUGCAAGUUUCCAGUCCACCCAGACUGGAACGUCGAGGAGACUCUCAAUGACCCCGAUGCUACGACAGCGCGGGCGGGGCUUCUGGCCGUGCUGGAGCUUCUGAAGCGCGCGGCGCGCGAGGACCCGGACUGCGAGGCGGACGUAGUUGUCUUCACGAUUGAUCAACCGCUGUUUGAUGCCGUUAGCGAGUGCGCGCGCGCUGGCUGGCAGUCCGUCCAGGGGGAGCAGGAUCUACUCAAGCGUAUUGCCAAGGAGAAGAUGGGGCGCCGCAUCAAGCUUCUCCACUUAGGAGGCACGUGCCUCUGGGCCUCUUGA
Phytophthora sojae is the source of this 657-nucleotide messenger RNA. RefSeq lists its product as hypothetical. NCBI's taxonomy places the organism in Eukaryota, Oomycota, Peronosporomycetes, Peronosporales, Peronosporaceae. The transcript has 2 exons. Bases 1 to 657 code for a protein of 218 amino acids. The record is from RefSeq and is a predicted model, not a curated record.